CGGAAGGAAAGUGCUGCAGAGAGGAAGAGGGACAGAAGGAGACCGACGUGGAUACAGCAACAGCCGGCCUGUCCCCACGUUAUAUAGUGUAGCUAUAGGGGUCUCUCUGCUGCCUGUAUAUUACCCUGCACACCGUGUGUAUACUACUCUGCUCCCUGUAUAAUACUCUGAUUGUAACAUUAUACACUGUCUGUUGUUCAAUAUACUUUAUAAUACUCUGUGCAUAAUAUUCUGUACUCUGUAAUAAUGGCUGUAUAACAAUCUGCUCUCUGUAUAAUACUAUUGUUUGUAUAACAUCUAGUAUAAUAUUCUGCUUAUGGUAUACUAUACAUAACACUGCAUGUAUAAUACUCUGCUCUCUAUAUAAUACAUUGUAACAUUAUACUCUACAUAACACUUUAUGUAUAACACUUUGCUCUCUAUAUAGUACUCUGUAACAUUAUACUCUACAUAACACUGUAUGUAUAAUACUCUGCCCCUAGUAUAACACUCUCCUCUCGGUAUAACACUCUGCUCUCAGCAUAACAAUCUGCCCCUAGUAUAACGAUCUGCUCUUGGUAUAACACUCUGCUCUUGGUAUAACGCUCUCCUCUUGGUAUAACACUCUCCUCUCGGUAUAACGCUCUCCUUUCGGUAUAACGCUCUCCUUUCGGUAUAACGCUCUCCUCUUGGUAUAACGCUCUCCUCGUGGUAUAACACUCUCCUCGUUGUAUAACACUCUCCUCGUGGUAUAACACUCUGCUCUCUGUAUAAUGCUCUCCUCUUGGUAUAACGCUCUCCUCUUGGUAUAACGCUCUCCUCGUGGUAUAACACUUUGCUCUCUGUAUAAUGCUCUCCUCUUGGUAUAACACUCUCCUCUUGGUAUAACACUCUGCUCUCGAUAUAACGCUCUCCUCUCAGUAUAACGCUCUCCUUACGGUAUAACGCUCUCCUUACGGUAUAACGCUCUCCUCUUGAUAUAACGCUCUCCUCGUGGUAUAACGCUCUGCUCUCUGUAUAAUGCUCUCCUCUUGGUAUAACACUCUCCUCUCGGUAUAACGCUCUGCUCUCAGUAUAACGCUCCGCUCUCAGUAUAACGCUCCGCUCUCAGUAUAACGCUCUGCUCUUGGUAUAAUGCUCUGCUCUUGGUAUAACACUCUCCUCUCACACAUGCAGUGUGUGUAAUAUAUAGCAUUUGCCUAGCAUGUAGGUAAUAAUUCUGGGAGGACCAGAAUGGUACAUUGGGUUGGGAUAUUUAUGUUAGUGUUAGAGGUAUCGGCGUACAGUAAUGGCACAGGACAAAGGACAGCACUGGGAGCCCCCAGACAAGUGGUCCGACAUGGAAGACAAGCUCAGGAUUCUACAAGACAUGAACAUGUUAUAUAUCCGUCAGAUUGCUCUUAGCCUUCAGGACACGGACAUACAGAAACGUAUAGACCAUGAGGUGCGGAUACGGGAAGGAGCGGUGAAGCUGCUCGGGGCGUGUACACAGAAAGAACAGGCUUUGGAGGCAGCUAAGAGUCUCUUAGUAUGUAACAGUCGUAUUAUGACAUAUAUGUCUGAGCUGCAGCAUCGCAAGGAAGAGCAGGUUCUACAGCACAGCACACGCAGGCCGUCAGAUGGAGGCUCUAUAGAUGAACGUCUCCCAUGCAAAGGAAAGCUCUCUAUCUCAGAUCUCAGAAUCCCCCUCAUGUGGAAGGACAGUGAAUACUUCAAGAACAGAGGAGAGCUCCAUCGAUGCGCUGUGUUCUGCGCUCUGCAGAUCCGAGGGGAGGUCUAUGACACAGAAAUGGUUUUUGUGGAUCGGACGUCCACAGACAUCUGCUUUGAAAAUGCCAUUGUGUUUUCGGACGUGGACCCCGGGUUUGAGCUCAGUCUCCAGUUGUACAGUUGCGCCAUGGAUGAAGACUUCUCACUCUCUGGGACUCCACGAAGACUGUCCACCAAGCUGAGCAGCUCCCUGGGGAGAUCCUCUGGCCGCAGAGUACGAGGCGCUAUAGAUGGAGCAUGCAACAACGGUGGCGGAAUCCCCAUCCUACUGCCGACCCCCAAUGUACCGGGCCCUAAAUUCCAGCUCCUGGCACACACCAAAAUGACCCUGGCAGAUGUACAGGACGGUUUCCGCACACACGACCUCACAAAUAACAGCUCAGACGAGAGCUCCUAUUGGCUGCCCCUGUACGGAAGCGUGUGCUGCCGGCUGACCGCCCAGCCAGACUGUAUGAGCCGGGAGAUGAUGUCCGGGUUCCUGCACAUCCAGGCACGGGGACAGCAGAGCUGGCAGCGCAUGUUCUGCGUGCUGCGCGGAUGCAGGUUGCUCUGCUACAGACAGAUCUGUAAGACAGACUCAGCGCCGGAUCCGGAACUGACUGUAUCCGUCAGUAAGGAGACCAAAAUCCGCUGUUCAGAUCGUGAGGGACAGAGCCAGGGGCUCACUUUCUCCAUUACCAACUGGUAUGGCUGCGAGGAAGUGACCCACACCGCCAGGGCCGAGGGCCGCGAAGAUCUGCGCCGAUGGAUGGAGGCAUUCUGGCAGCAUUUCUAUGACAUGAGUCAAUGGAAGCAAUGCUGUGAUGACUUAAUGAAGAUAGAAACUCCACUACCCAAGAGGCCGACGGCAGCUCUAACGAAGCAGGGUUCCCUUUAUCAUGAAAUGGCUAUUGAGGGCCUGGGUCCCAUUCCAGACCUUCUCUCUCAGAGGAUGAAGGAGUUUGAGCUCCAGAGAGGUUUGGAUCCUCCACCUUGGACAUCUCUCUAUCACAGCCCUACUACAGGUCCUCCUUCCUGUUCCUCCUCCUCCGAUUGUGACAGUCCCCCUGUGCGGAGUGCUAGACUUCGCCCCCGUACAUUCUCCCUGGAUGCUAAACUGACCUCUCUGAAGGCCCAGGGACUCAGAUUGGCUGAGCAUCAAUCUUCCAAUGGGUCACCAAGUACCGGUAGAAAUGAAGGUCUCCGACCAGAGGGAAGAAUCUCCAGCAGCAGUGGAAGCAGUACGCCCGACUUAGAGAGGGGAUGUCACAAUCGUAGGAACACGAAGAACCUGAAAACCAAACUGGACCCCCGCAACUGGCUACAGAGUCAAGUAUGAGCUGUCUACAAGUCACACGUGCCGGAGGUGGUCGGAGGCCGAAGUGCAAUGCCAGCUUUUCCUAAUGGCUUCUUUCUGGCCCAUAGCAUCGAGCACACACAUUACCUUAAUGCUUCUCCCUUGUAAUUGUCAGGAUUAAUACAGAGUCGGGUCCUUCAAUCUGCAUGUGAAACAAGGAGUGUAAGACCAUCCCACCUCAGGGUGACAUAGGCAUCAAUUAUUCCUCUCCCCAACCUAAGACUUUAAGGAGCUAUGAGACACAUGGGUAGGUGCGCUCUUGGAUAGGUGAAACCUAUCCAGGGUGACAUACACAGGUGGGUUAUAUGAGACCUGGGGUGUGUCCAUCUCACAGCAGGGUAGCACAGACAAGUGGGUUAUAUGAGACCUGGGGUGUGUCCGUCCCACAUCAGGGUGACACAGAGAGGUGGGUUAUACAAGACAUAAAAUGUGUCCCUCCCACACCAGGGUGAUACAGGCAGGUGGGUUAUACGAGACAUGGGGUGUGUCCCUCCCACAGCAGGGCGACACAGACAGGUGGGUUAUACGAGACAUGGGGUGUGUCCCUCCCAUAUCAGGUUGACACAGAAAGAUGGGUUAUACAAGACAUGUGUCCCUUCCACUGCUGGGUGACACAGACAGGUGGGUUAUACGAGACAUGGGGUGUGUCACUCCCACAACAGGGCAACACAGACAGGUGGGUUAUACGAGACAUGGGGUUUGUCCCUCCCAUAUCAGGCUGACACAGAGAGAUGGGCUAUACAAGACAUGUGUCCCUUCCACUGCAGGGCAACACAGACAGGUGGGUUAUACGAGACAUGGGGUGUGUCCCUCCCAUAUCAGGGUGACACAUAGAGGUGGGUUAUAUAGGACGUGUCCCUUCCACUGCUGGGUGACACAGACAGGUGGGUUAUACAAGACAUGGGGUGUGUCCCUCCCAUAUCAGGGUGACACAGAGAGGUGGGUUAUACAAGACAUGUGUCCCUUCCACUGCAGGGUGACACAGACAGGUGCGUUAUAGGAUACAUGGACUGUGUCCCUCCCACAACAGGGUGGCACAGGUGUCUUAUACGAGACAUAAGGUGUCUCCCUUCAACUGCAGGGUGACACAGGUGGGUUAUACGAGAUAUGGGGUGUGUCCCUCCAGCUGCAGGGAAACACAGAUAGGUGGGUUAUACGAGAUAUGGGGUGUGUCCCUCCCACUGCAGGGUGACAGACAGAUAGGUUAUACAAGACAUUAGGUGUGUCCCUCCCACUGCAGGGUGACACAGACAGAUAGGGUAUACGAGACAUUGGGUGUGUCCCUCCCACUGCAUGGUGACACAGACAGAUAGGGUAUACGAGACAUUGGGUGUGUCCCUCCCACUGCAGGGUGACACAGACAGAUGGGUUAUACGAGAUAUGGGGUGUGUCCCUCCCACUGCAGGGUGACACAGAUAGGUGGGUUAUACGAGACAUUGGGUGUGUCCCUCCCACUGCAGGGUGACACAGAGACGCACUGUAGUGACUACCUGAUGAGACGUACUAUGGAGUUACAUGUCUCGGACUCCCCGGCUGCCCGACAUAGCAGUGUUACCCUUCAGCGUCCUGUGACUCAGUAACUGCUUUUCCACUUGAUGUAUUAGGCUCCUAAAAUAAAUGAGUAAAAGCUUUAUUAUUAUAAACAGCCACUAACAGAGUAUUAUAUCAAUAAAUUGUUAUUGUAUCAUA
Pseudophryne corroboree (corroboree frog) is the source of this 4774-nucleotide messenger RNA. RefSeq names its product rhotekin (gene RTKN). The record is from RefSeq and is a predicted model, not a curated record. Gene Ontology annotation, cellular component: actomyosin contractile ring. Lineage: Eukaryota; Metazoa; Chordata; Amphibia; Anura; Myobatrachidae. Gene Ontology annotation, molecular function: GTPase inhibitor activity. The transcript is spliced from 12 exons. Gene Ontology annotation, biological process: signal transduction; actomyosin contractile ring assembly; mitotic cytokinesis. Bases 1268 to 3067 code for a protein of 599 amino acids.